UAUCGACUUGAAUUUAUCUAAAUGCCAAAGCAGCACUUUUAUAGAAAGUUAUGCAAGCGAUGCUUAUGUGUUUAAAAUGGACGUUUAGAGACAAAGAUACAGCAGACAAAUUCCUGCAACAUUAAAGUAAUCGAAUUUCUGUAAAACAAAUAGUCCUCGUAUAUCGUACUACAAUAAAAAAAAUUGUGAUAGAAUGGCGCAUACGGGAUGCAAGAAAUAUGUUAUGUGUCCCAUGUGCAAAGGCGCAGGUAAGUCUGCCUCACGUGCGGCGGUGGAAACGACUUCCUUAUCUAUUCAGCAUGAGAAUGCAAAUUCAUCACAAGUUGCAAAAACGCAAUUUGUCGAAGUAUAUUCCGGGGCUUCGGGCGACCUACGUUUUCCCACGUUAUCUGACAGUAAUAAAUAUCCGAAGGUUAAUCCUACGGAUAUUUAUGGGGAUUACGUAUCUGUGCUGGAGAACGAUUGUGUAGAAACACAAGAGGAAUUCGCGAGUCCACAUGAAGCAUUGAAACACGCCAUGCAGAGCUUAAAGCAGAAUCAAUGGCAAAGCAGUGUACCGGCUUUAACAAAGCUAAUGCACAUUUCGAGAAUUCAACCGGAAUUACUAGACUCCAACAUGCCUCGUAUAUAUCGAACAUUAUGCAGUUUACUGCGAAAUACGAGGCCGCACGUCGUUAGAACUGCCUGCCAGGUAGCGAUGGAAUUGUACAAGACAGUCCAGUGUACUCAAAGGCCUGAAUUCGAUGAACUUGCAUCUACGCUACUUUUGAAAAGCACGCAUACGAACAAAGGAAUCCGAAAUGACGCACAACGUGCCUUGGAUUCCAUGGUGUCACACUUGCCUCCUGCAACUUGUAUUCGUAUAUUGACCAAUGAACAUAGUGCUAGCCACAAGAAUCCGUUGAUAAGGGCAACUAUUAGUCGAUUGCUUUAUAAUAUUAUUAAUAUUAUUGGUGUGGAAUGUUUAUUGUCAAAUUCUAAUCUCAAAGACCUGCGCCGUAAGAUAUUCACAAUGUGUGCUAAAUUUCUUCUUGACGGUAAUAACGAAACAAGGAAUGAUGCAAAAAAGACAUUAAAAGUGAUGAUGGGUCAUCCAGAUUUUGAUAUUCUAUUUUAUCAGGAUGUAGAUUGGAAGAUUAUUAGUAGCGCAGAAAAGCAAUUAGUAUCUUUGAAAUACAGUUAAAUUCAUACUGUGUAACAUUAUUAUUAUGU
Messenger RNA from Trachymyrmex septentrionalis, 1212 nucleotides. RefSeq lists its product as uncharacterized. The coding region runs from base 194 to 1183 and encodes 329 amino acids. The transcript has 6 exons. Gene Ontology annotation, molecular function: microtubule binding. Lineage: Eukaryota; Metazoa; Arthropoda; Insecta; Hymenoptera; Formicidae. The record is from RefSeq and is a predicted model, not a curated record. Gene Ontology annotation, cellular component: cytoplasmic microtubule; cilium. Gene Ontology annotation, biological process: microtubule cytoskeleton organization.